Messenger RNA from Eimeria acervulina, 417 nucleotides. RefSeq names its product 60S ribosomal protein L26, putative. The transcript has 4 exons. Gene Ontology annotation, cellular component: cytosolic large ribosomal subunit. Lineage: Eukaryota; Apicomplexa; Conoidasida; Eucoccidiorida; Eimeriidae. The record is from RefSeq and is a predicted model, not a curated record. The coding region runs from base 1 to 417 and encodes 138 amino acids. Gene Ontology annotation, biological process: cytoplasmic translation; ribosomal large subunit biogenesis. Gene Ontology annotation, molecular function: structural constituent of ribosome; RNA binding.
AUGAAGUUUAACAAGAGUGUCUCCUCCUCACGGAGGAAGUCAAGAAAGGCGCACUUCGGUGCUCCUUCUAGCGUCAGAAGAAAAAUAAUGACAGCCCCUUUAUGCAAAGAACUGCGAAAGAAAUUCAACGUGCGCUCCUUGCCUAUUCGCAAGGAUGACGAAGUCAUGAUUGUUAGAGGACGUUUUCAUGAUAGAGAGGGCAAAGUAGUGCAGGUCUACCGCAAGAAGUUUGUUAUUCAUAUUGAACGCAUUUCAAGAGAUAAACCUACAGGAGAGAGCCCCAUUGGCAUUCACCCGAGCAAAGUGGUGAUAACAAAGCCGAAAUUGAACAAGGACAGAAAAGCGCUGUUAGAGAGGAAGAGCAAGGCUGCAAACAAGGGAAAGUACACCGAAAAGGACGUCAACCAAGUCGAUUGA